AUGUUCUCGUCGAACCCCACCAUCGGCUACGGCGACAUCGUCCUCGUCUUCAUCUCUCGAGGCAACAUCAAGCCCACUGUGGUUACUGAGGAUGAAGUGAUCAACACCCGCUACGGCCAUUUUGCCCAUAACGACAUGGUGGGUGCGGUGUGGGGAACCCAGCUCGCGGGCCAGGGCGGCAAGGGGUUCGUCCAUUUGCUCCGCCCCACGCCCGAAUUGUGGACGUUGUCGCUCCCCCACCGGACCCAGAUCGUCUACACUCACGACAGUCUGUAUAUCAUGCAGAGAAUGGAGGUCCAGGCGGGGCUGAGGGUGCUUGAGGCCGGCACGGGGAGUGCCCUGUUUACCCACGCCUUUUCCCGUACCGUGGCCGACCAAGGACACUUAUACACUUACGAGUUCCACGAGCCUCGUUACCUUGAAGCUAAAGCCGAGCUCGAAGCGCAUGGGUUGAAUAAUACCACCAUCACUCAUCGCGAUGUGUGUGCUAAAGGUUUCACCAUCGACGGGGCGGGCUUUUUAAAUGCUGAUGCCGUAUUCUUGGACUUGCCCAGUCCCUGGGACGCUAUCACUCAGUUGGAUCCGGUGAUGGCUGCCGAUAAAAAGAUAAACAUCUGUUGUUUCAGUCCUUGUAUCGAACAGGUUGAUCGUACCGUCAAAGCGCUUCAGGAACACGGGUGGACGAAGAUCGAGAUGGUCGAGGUGAAUAACCGUCGCUGGGAGGCGAGAAGGGAAAUGGUUAAGGAUGUUUCGGACGUGGUGAAACGGCUAAAGAAUAUCCACCAACGGAAACAACAGGGGAUCGAGCUGUUGCGGGAGUUGAAGGCCGAACAAGAAGCGUUGGCUUCGGAAACUGAGCUGAGCCCUACUCCCGAGGCGACGCCUCAACCGAAACGGGCGAAGAAGGAGAAAGUGGUCGAGUAUAACCCGUUCGGUAAAGGAUUACGAGUGAGAGAAGGCGACGAAGGGUACCAGUGGGAACAGGUGACGCGAGUGGAACCGGAGAUUAAGACCCAUACCAGUUACUUGACGUUUGCCGUAAAGAUCCCCUGGGGAAAACAAACUAAGGAAGAGGCUAACGAAGUGGCUAAGCCUGAAGAGUCUAAGCCUGAGGAGACAAAGGAGGAGCCGGUGGCUCAAGAAUAA
Messenger RNA from Diutina rugosa, 1146 nucleotides. Its product is annotated as tRNA 1-methyladenosine methyltransferase subunit. Lineage: Eukaryota; Fungi; Ascomycota; Pichiomycetes; Serinales; Debaryomycetaceae. The transcript has a single exon. Gene Ontology annotation, biological process: tRNA methylation. Gene Ontology annotation, cellular component: nucleus; tRNA (m1A) methyltransferase complex. Bases 1 to 1146 code for a protein of 381 amino acids. The record is from RefSeq and is a predicted model, not a curated record.